This is a messenger RNA of Notolabrus celidotus (New Zealand spotty), 3946 nucleotides long. RefSeq lists its product as uncharacterized. The record is from RefSeq and is a predicted model, not a curated record. Bases 1 to 3048 code for a protein of 1015 amino acids. The transcript has 14 exons. NCBI's taxonomy places the organism in Eukaryota, Metazoa, Chordata, Actinopteri, Labriformes, Labridae.
AUGGCCUCCACACUGGUGCUCCUACUCCUGGUCUCACUGGCGUCUGCCUCGCAUCACAUGGGAGGAAGAACGAGCUACGCCUACAAAGGAAGAAACCGUGAUGGGACAUACAAAGUGCACUUUUACAACAGGGACGUCUAUGACAACUGCCAGAACACACACUACUGGUCUUGUUUGUCGGGCGACUGUGGCACUGUACAACAAAACUCCUAUCAAAACAAAGCGAUAAUCGACAGCAGCACCAACGCUCCCGUGUAUGAAAAUCUUUGUGUAAGAGGCUGUUGUUGGAUCCAGACAGUUAACAAUGUCAACAACUGGAGGCUUAUGCUUAAUGUUGAUUUGGGAACAAGAUCUGACACCAAAGAACCAAACAAAUCCCCAGACUUUGGCAUUGUACCUUUACUACGAACUCCUGAGAACUGUCCCCGGACCUACGAGCUGGUACACUUUGAUCCAGACGGUGACAAGGUUCGAUGCCGAUACGGAAAUAUCCCGAAUUUAGAGUGCGGCACAUGCAACAAACCUUCAGGCUUCUACCUAAACCAGUACAAGAGUCCAAGCUCCUACAACCACACCUGCAGCACAAACAACAACACAUCCUUGGUGGUGGUGGCAUACAACCACACCUGCAGCACAAACAACGACACAUCCUUGGUGGUGGUGGCAUACAACCACAACUGCAGCACAAACAACAACACAUCCUUGGUGGUGGUGGCAUACAACCACAACUGCAGCACAAACAACAACACAUCCUUGGUGGUGGUGGCAUACAGCCACACCUGCAGCACAAACAACAACACCUCCUUGGUGGUGGUGGCAUACAACCACACCUGCAGUACCAGCAGCCACAACUGCAGCACCAACAACCACACCUGCAGCACAAACAACAACACAUCCUUGGUGGUGGUGGCAUACAACCACAACUCCAGCACAAACAACAACACAUCCUUGGUGGUGGUGGCAUACAACCACAACUCCAGCACAAACAACAACAACACCUGCAGCACAAACAACAACACAUCCUUGGUUGUGGUGGCAUACAACCACAACUCCAGCACAAACAACAACACAUCCUUGGUGGUGGUGGCAUACAACCACAACUCCAGCACAAACAACAACACCUGCAGCACCAACAACAACACAUCCUUGGUUGUGGUGGCAUACAACCACAACUCCAGCACAAACAACAACACAUCCUUGGUGGUGGUGGCAUACAACCACACCUGCAGCACCAACAACAACACAUUAUUGGUGGUGGUGGUAUACAACGACAACUGCAGCACCACCAACCACACCUACACUACCAACAACCACACCUGCAGCACCAACAACAACAACACAUCAUUGGUGGUGGUAUACAACCACAACUACAGCACCAACAACAACAACUGCAGCACCAACAACAACACAUCCUUGGUGGUGGUGGCAUACAACCACACCUGCACCACAAACAACAACACAUCCUUGGUGGUGGUGGCAUACAACUGCAGCACCAACAACCACAACUGCACACAAACAACACCAUUAUCACUCCCCACAUUAAACAGAAAUAAGCGGCAAGUGAGGACUUUUCAUCAAGCCACAGCCACAGCUGCUGCACCAACAACUACUCCAAACGCAGCCAAAGUUGGAGCAGCAACCCCUCUCAGUAAACAGCCCUUGCAGUUCUCCUUUCUUGUGGACCGAGCUGUUCACUCAUGUCUCCCAGGGGACUACCUGCCAAAGUAUCUCAGCCCAACACCUGAUAAUGGAGUGCACAUUCACACAGAGGUCGGCAAAGAAGUGGAGAUCAGAGUCAAAGCAGUGUCAAAAUAUUCAAAAAUUGAUAACAUCAUCAUCAGCGGGCCACAGAAUACCAAAAAGCACAAGAACACUCAUGAUGAGUUUAGCAUUACAUGGACACCGACUCAAGAUGACCUGGGAAACCACUACGUGCUCUGCUUUGUUGUGGAAGCAAAGAUCGGGUCAAACGUCUACCAGUCAGACAUGAGGUGUGUCAUUUUGGACGUUGGGAAUAAGCUAGUCGACGCCCACGUGAUCUGCACAGAGUCCACAAUGACAGUGGAAGUGGACAGAGCUAUGUGUUUUCAUAUCAGUGAGGAUCAUUUGCGGCUCAGUGACCCUUCCAACGUUGUCUGCAACCUGAAGACUCACUCCAACAAGACUCAUAUCAUCGCUGUCUUCCCCCUGAACGCCUGCGGCACCCAGAUCGAGGAAGACGAUGAGUACCUGAAAUUCAAGAACGAAAUCACUACGAUUGAUAACCCCAGAGACUCAAUCACCAGGAAAAACCUGCUGGAGAUUCAGUUCUUCUGUCAGUACCCCAAACGAGGGAGGGUGUCUGAGAACUUCCUGGCACACAGGAAGAGCGUCACAGUCUGGGAGAAAGGCAUGGGCCAGUUCGAAUACAAGUUUGAGUUUUAUCCCGAUACUCAGUUCAGGACCAUGAUCGAUCCCAACUCCUACCCUCUGGAGUACACCCUAGGGAAUCGCAUCUUCAUGCAGAUUGAGGCCAAGUCUUCAGUCAACAACACUGUCCUGUUUGUGGAGUCUUGCAGAGCUACACCGUACGACAACUCAAACUACAAGCCAGUCUACUCCAUCAUUGAGGACGGGUGCCCAGUGGACCGGUCUGUUCAGAUCCACAACCCCAGCCAUCCCUGGGAGUUCAGGAUGAGCUUUGAGGCCUUCAAGUUCAUCGGUUUUCACGACCAGGUUUACAUCAGCUGCUCAGUCCUGAUGUGCAAGGCAGGAGACCCCAACACUAGGUGUGCACAGGGAUGCCGCAAGGUCAAAACUUUCUCCUCAGGAAUACGAAAUCGAAGAGAAAUCGUCACCCAGAGCUCGGCACACCUGAUUUCCCAGGGUCCUCUGCGCUUGAGAAGAUCAGCAGAGCGUGCAGACAGCCCAGUAAUGAACCUGAAUCUGAACCUGAUUUUCAUCGCUGGAUGUCUUCUUGCAGUGGUUGGUAUGAUCAGUGGAGUGAACCUUUAUAAAGCCAAGAUAACCAAGGUCAAAUACCAGCCUCUGCUCACGUUCGAAGGAUAAGAUGAGCAUCACACUUUGGGUUUAUGUCUGUUAAGGGAUGUUGGGUGUUGUGUAAUCUAUGAAGUCCACAAUUAAAUGAAGGAAUUAGUAUUGACUUAUGGAUUUCUUUACAGGUAUAGAAACAAAAAGAUGGAGGGUUCUGAGAGAUGUGCAAAUGGACCCCUUUACUGUUUGUAACUGUUUAGGGAUGCGUAUGCAUUUUUGCAACAGAAGUUUAACUGAGAACGAUUGUUUGUCGAGCUACACAUAUGAGUUAAAGACCCCAAAUCGCAGUUGUGUACACCUGAGAGUAAGCUGUAAAAGAGAAACGUUUAAUAUAACUCAACACUGAAAUGAUCCUCCAGCACUGCAGCUGCUGGGCGAUCAUUCAGCUGCUUGUUUUUUUUUUUGUUUGUUUGUUUUACUGUUUUCACGCGUGUUUCAGUCGAUGUUGAAUCUUAUGACUUAAUGUAAAUAUCAUGGCACUGUUUAAAAUGAUUCAAUGAUGUUCCCAUGUUACAAGUAAUAAAUAAAAUAAGAAAAUACAUUAAAACGCGAUGCAAUCAAAUCGUUAACAUUUAAGGGUACAAUAUGAUAAAAAAACUAUGCAGUAAAAUCCAACAUGAUAUACCUCUCGGCUCAGUCUGUGAAGGUACUCUGUGAACACAUUUACAUUACAAUUUUCACUCUUCUGGCUUUUCAUUUUAAUACACUUCAAUAACAAUAUUGAAACAUGCUCAGACGAGACGAAGAGUUUCUCUUUUGCUUCACCUGAUUGGAUCGUCUGUACUGAGCGGAAGUAUUACCUGUGUGUUGUAUUUACCUGUACUAUGUUGAGAACUAUAAAUGACUUUGCUUUAGAAACAAAAACAUUGUUACAAUCACUUUAUGGAACAAUAAAAGAUAUAUUUCACAUUUA